AGUCAAAUAACCCGGAAGUGAAUGAUUCCGCGGAUAUGUUUACAAAACAGUCUAGCUUGGGUCGUUAUUAGUAGGCUUUCAGUGGAUUUUAACAAAUAUUUUGGGCAGGCUACAUUUCUAGAAAAUGACUAAACUACAGCUUUUGAAUGCUUACCUCACCGAGCGGUUAAUGGUGGCUGUAGAUGAGAUACUGGAGGUGGUCGGGGGGACAGUGUCAGAAUUCGAGGAGGAGACUGCCCGUACGAAGAGAGAGAAUGAAGUACUAAAACGAAGGUUACGAGAAGUUGGACUCGACACGGGAACGGAAUGUUCAGCAGUCUCGACCAGGCCUGUUUCUCUCUCUAUGUCUGGGCAGCACCAGUGGAGUUCCGACCAGGGUCCAGACCUUGAGUCUACACAGACCCAGAACCACAUGGUAAUGAACCAGGAUAAGAUGCCUGCCACACAUAGCCAGCUACCCACAGAGUGCACCGAGUGGAAGAGUCUGUGUAACUCUCCACAUACCCUGUCCUCACAACAGACCGAUACAUCAGCUACUACCCCAGUAGUAGCUCCAUUGACUUCAGCGUCCGUGAAAAGGGACUUGGACGAAGAAGACGACCAGCUUCUGCUUCCCUCUGCAAAUCCCUUCAGCAGCACAUCAUGCCCCGUGGACAGAGUGGUUUUACACUAUAACUCUGAGGGCAUCAAAACAGAGCCUAGUGAUACUAUCCCUACUGACCUGGGGUCAGUAUCUGCUCAGAUGGGGUGUGGUGAACUAAACCCCAGUUCGGACCCUGGACCAGCCACUGUUGAAACCAGGUACACUGUUUCAGACCUGAGCGCUGACCUGGAAUCAGUGGUUGCAGACAGCAGCAGGUAUGGUGCCUCUGCCUCGGGCGUCCCAAAUGACCUGGUAUCAGCUAGUGCGGCCAUGAUCCCAGAUGGCUUUUUCCGUCAGAUUGGCAGCGAUGGUUGUGUAACAACAGGGCCAGAACUAGACUUCGGGGACACCACCAGUACCGUAGGUCCCUUGACCUCCCUGUUCUAUCCGGGUCAAACCAGACGUCAACCACAAACAAAUAGGUCAACAAAUAGGGGUCAUCAACAAAUAAACAGGUCCACAAACAACAGGGGUCAACAACAAACAAACAACAGGGGGGAUCAGAAGUCCCACCCGUGCCCUCAGUGUGGUAAGAUAUUCAGCCACGUGUCACGCCUCAAGAUCCACCUCCGCAUUCACACAGGAGAGAAGCCGUACGUUUGUGCACUGUGUGGCAAGCGAUUCAACAACGAUGGCACACUGAGGAACCACCGGCGCGUUCACACGGAGCUGCGGCUGUACGGCUGCCCUGUCUGCGGCAUGAGCUUCAAGGACGCCUACACGUGUAGGAAGCACCAGCGCGUUCACAAUGGAAUGCGGCCUGCCGGAGGCGGGGCCCACACCUGCAGCCUGUGUGGCAAGGCUUUCAGUGAGGCAGCUAAGCUGACCAAACACAUCAGGACUCAUGUGUCGGACAUUGGGUGAGGGCAGUACAACCUAUAAAGACUUUUUAUAGCAUACAUAAAGGCUUUAUAAGCGCUAUAUAAAUGCUUCACAAAUGAUCUAUAAGCCUAUGUCAUAUACUAUAAGUGGUGUAUAAAGGGUGACAUAACAAUUCCCACUGUAGAUUUGAUUGCCAAAUGUAAGUUAAUAAACCAUUUAUAGAUUAUGACAUAUAAUUAUGAUUUGUAAAAGCAUUUAAGUAGCGCUAUAUAAAGCCUUUAGAUAUUUUUCUUUGCCACGGAGCUCCCGAGUGGCGCAUCCUGCUAAGGCACUUCACCCGGCGUGCAGAGGGGCGUCACUACAGCCUGACGUGACCGGGAGUUCCAAGGGCAGUGCACAAUUGGCCUAGCACUGUCCGGGUUAGGGGAGGGUAGGGUUGGCAGGGGAUUCCUAGUCUUAACUUGCUCUAGCGUCUUCGCGUGGCGGAAUGGGCGCCUGCAAGCUGACUAGGGUCGUCAAUUGAACGGUGUCCCCCUCCAACACAUUGGUCCGGCUGACUUCCGGGUGUUAAUAAGAAGCAGCGUGUUUGUCCGAUCCUCACCUCUCCUUAGCCCGUUGGGGAGUUGCCGUAAUGGAACACAAUUGGAUACCACAAAAAUGCUUUCAUUUCUAAACGGUAAAACGGACACGUGGGAAAAUCUCUGAUCCAAAAUGCUGGAGUAUAAGAGACACAUUUUAUUUUAGCUUCACUGUCCAAAUACAUAUGGAGGGGUGUGUAUGACCGUGGCUGCACCGGCUUCAAGGGGACAGGUCUUUGUGUACUCUGUCUGUGGCAGACGGUGUGCAUCCCGCUUCUGAUAAUGCAGUCAUCAGCGAUCCCACAAGGAGUAGUUGAAGUCAUCAUCAGAUGUGAUGAACUACCUUAAGCAAGCAGCAAGUGUGUGUGUAGACUUUUUUAAAUUUUUUAUUACUGUGCGUGUGUGUUUUAACUUACUGUAUGUGUGUUUGUGCACCAGCCCGUCCAAAGGGCAGCGGGGCCCUGUCUGUCAGUCUGUUACAGGGAGGUUAUUUACUUUUGCUGUGUUGUAGUAUUGAUCCACUUCCUGCUUGUGACUCGGGGGGUGGAGCCUACUGUCCUUGGAAACUGCAGAUGAUGAACCAUAGGUUGAAGACACUGGUGUCGAACACAAUUCCUUGAGAGCCACAGUCAGUGUCUGCUUGUUUUUGAUCUUAAAAAAAUAUAUAUGUUUUUAGGAUCUAGACCUGCAAGAAAAACCGGGGUCAUGUUGACUUGGCAUAAAACGGAAAUGAAGUGAAACUAUUUGAACUUGUCCAAUAACAAACACUGAUUAAUUAUGUAAAAAGCAGGAACCCGAAACCCACUGACACUGCAGUGCAGAAUCUAAGGACUGGAGUUGUACUUGUGUGGUUUAGGAGUCCAAAACCACAUUCCUUACCCCAGGACACUUCAUAAGGUGACUAUCCAGGAAAAUUAAAGGAAAUUGAGCACCCCUUGUCUGCACUGAACUGAGGAUUUUAUUUAGAGAGACACAAACCGGCUUAGGAUGCCUUCAUUAGAGUCUCAUCAUGGUCUCUCAUAGCAAGUGCUCAGACUUAAUGUGACGCUGAUAGUUCAGAGCCUAAUGUACAAUAAAUGGGUUUAUUUUUUAAA
Molecule: messenger RNA, 3137 nt
Organism: Oncorhynchus kisutch (coho salmon)
Lineage: Eukaryota; Metazoa; Chordata; Actinopteri; Salmoniformes; Salmonidae
Product: zinc finger and SCAN domain-containing protein 2
Exons: 2
Coding region: 125-1507 (460 amino acids)
Biological process (GO): regulation of gene expression
Cellular component (GO): nucleus
Source: RefSeq, a predicted model, not a curated record